Molecule: messenger RNA, 2681 nt
Organism: Homalodisca vitripennis (glassy-winged sharpshooter)
Lineage: Eukaryota; Metazoa; Arthropoda; Insecta; Hemiptera; Cicadellidae
Product: protein zyg-11 homolog B-like
Cellular component (GO): Cul2-RING ubiquitin ligase complex
Source: RefSeq, a predicted model, not a curated record
GUAAUGGUAAUGGAUGGAAGUGAUACAGAUGUAAAAUAUUAACCUCAAAAAUAAACAAGUAACUGUAUUUUUAUAAUGUUUGGAAUUUGAUUGACAAAAGAUGUUAAACUUUGUUUAGUGAUGUUUAGUAAUGUGAUCAGUUAACUCUUAGAAUUAUUUCUUGUUACAAACGAAGUAUCUUCUUCCAUUAUUUAUUAAAAUUUUGUGAAAAUGUAUGAUUCUCCUUGCUCACUUCAAGAUGUUUGUGUUGACUAUAUUUGUGAAAAUCUGGAUCAUUUAUGUGACAGAACAACCUCAGGAUCAACAUUAAAUAGAUUAGAACCAUCACCAGAGGAUAUUGACUUAGAAGAAUACAGAGUUAAUGCUAAAUUCCCCUCUGGGGUAAAACUAGUGUUCAAAGACAAUGAGGUGUUUUUACACACAGAAAUAGCUGAACAACUGUUAACAGCAUUAUGCACUAAAAGAAAAUUAAAUGAUAUUACAAUUACUCUGUUUGAUGUCAGAUCAUCUAGAUUAAGGAGGGUGUGUAUAACCGAUGCAAGUGACCUAACUCUUUGUGGAUUAAAAGUUCUGAAGGCUCACAAAAUUACAGAACUGGAAACUCAGGGACUGAAAGUUACUGUUAACGACCUCAUCAGCUGCUUGGGAGAAUGGACUCUACAGAACUUGCGUUCGCUCAACGUGGCUCAUAGUGCUUUUGCUGACGGUCCAAAGUAUUGUGUGGUGGUAGCCCUGUCCAAGCUGCAGGCUUUGCAAACUUUAAAUGUGAGCAAUACCGACUUCAACCGUCACGGACUGGAGAUUGUAGCUUCUGACCUACCACAGCUAGAACACCUAGACAUUUCUAACACCCGAGUGGAUGAUAUCACACCCCUCAAGAAGUGUAGGAAUAGGCUCAAAUCUCUCGCCAUGUAUAACCUUAAGUACAUCCUAGUGUCAUCUAAAGAAGAAGUGGUUGUAGAGAUGACAGAGCUCAGAGUCUUGGACAUGUCAGAAGAUAGAGACAAUCAUCCAUUUGAAAUGUUUGUCUCCAUGGGUUCUAAAACAAACGAGUUCUUGAGCAGGGAGAACGCACUGGAACACUUGACAUCUAUAGAUAUUUCAGGGAAGGACGAAAUAGGGCGCAAAGAGCUGAGAGGCUUUGUGAGGCGACAUCCCAACCUGAAGUUUUUGGGUCUGGUUCAUUCGGAGGCUUGUUAUGAUGAUUGCUUCAUCAACCCACGCAACCCUGAAUACAAUCCUAACCUUCAGAUUGCUGGAACCGCAACAGAGGAGCAAAUUAUUCUUGCGUUGAAACGUUACCAGGAUCGCCCACUAUAUGUACAGAAGUGUCUUUACAAUCUGUUUCGUCUGACACCGACGUUCAUCGAUACCCGUGUUGACAUCAUCAAGUUAGUGUUGCCUGGAAUGCGACAGCACCCAGAGGCAUUUGGAGUUCAGAUGGCUGCUACUGCUUGUCUAUACAAUUUAACUAAGGGUGACUUGGCAACUAGGAUACAUCCUUCUGUCUUAGCUCAGGUGGUAGAACUUUCCUUGAUUGCCAUGGAGAACUUUCCAAACCAUUACCAGCUACAGAAGAAUACUCUGUUAACACUGUGUAGUGACAGAAUCCUGCAGGAUGUACCAAUACAGAAGUACCGCUGCGCAAGACUCGUCUUAGAUUCUCUGUGCGCAUUUGAAGACCCCUCUAUGAACCGCAUGAGUGUUGCUAUCUGCAGCAUACUAGCUGCUAAGAUUUCUACGAGUGAGACAUCGCAACUGGGCUCCCGACAACAGUAUAUGCGCAAGCUGCUCAGCCUGGUUCGUGGCAAGAUGGAGACCCGAACAGUCGACAUCACCAUGAAGUUUACCCUUAGUGCUUUGUGGAACCUAACUGAUGAAUCUCCGACAACAUGUGUUGUGUUCCUGAAGGAAGGAGGGCUGGACCUGUUCCUAGGAGUGCUGGUCACUUUUCCUGGGGAAGCCACCGUCGAAACUAAGGUACUGGGACUUGUAAACAACAUAGCAGAGGUGCCUGAGCUCAGAAGCUAUCUGUUGAAGGCUGCAUUCAUUGAUCUUUUGAGGAACCUGCUUCACUCAAGUCAGAUAGAUGUGAGUUACUUUGCGGCGGGGAUCAUGGCACACCUGGCGUCACAGGGGGAGGCGGCGUGGGCGCAGAGUGGAGCGGCUAUUGGCUGGCAGGCAGCACUGGCAGAGCUGGGAGCGGUGGUAGCAGGCUGGCAGGCUCCAGACGGCGAAAUGGUGGCCUACCGCUCCUUCCACCCCUUCCUAUCACUAUUACAGUGUUUCCAAGCACCUCAGGUCCAGUUGUGGGCUGUGUGGGCAAUUCACCAUGUCUGCACGAAAAAUGCACCCAGAUACUGUCCAAUGCUGGAGACAGAUCAGGGCAGCCAACUGCUCCGUCAGAUGUACAGCCGCCCUGAUGUGGACCCCCAAGUACAGGCCAUCUGUGCUGACAUCCUUGCCCUUCUCAGGCACAACAGCUGUCCAAUGGUCUGUGAAAGCUCUCCCUGAUAUAAACACCGACUGCGUACCUCUGAUAAACUCGUGUAUAUUUCUUAGGAACAAUAAUACUGUGAGCAUAAUAACAUUAUCGAGAUAAAAUUUACUUGAUAUUUAUAAUUUAUUUUGUAAAUAUAUUGUUAAUAACUAUGUAUAUUAUAUAAAAACUGUAAAUAUAA